AUGGCGGACGGAGGCGUGUGGGUGUUCCGGAAGGACGGGGUGAUGGAGCUGGAGAGCGCGGCCGGGUCGACGUCGAGCCGGAGCGGGCCGGGGAACAAGGCGCUGGUGUACGUGCCGGCGAACGAGACGAUGCGGUCGCUGCAGGCGCUGGAGCAGCGCCUCGGCGCGCACGGCUGGGAGCGCUACUACGAGAACCGCGACGUGGUGCAGCUCCACCGCCGCGACGGCAGCCUCGACCUCAUCUCGCUCCCGCGGGACUUUGCGCAGCUCCGCUCCACCCACAUGUACGUCGUCGUCGUCAAGAACCGAGGCCACUUCAAGGUCGUCGACCUCUAA
Messenger RNA from Triticum turgidum subsp. durum (durum wheat), 336 nucleotides. Lineage: Eukaryota; Viridiplantae; Streptophyta; Magnoliopsida; Poales; Poaceae. The record is from the annotation of a GenBank genome assembly.